Molecule: messenger RNA, 1386 nt
Organism: Caenorhabditis sp. 36 PRJEB53466
Lineage: Eukaryota; Metazoa; Nematoda; Chromadorea; Rhabditida; Rhabditidae
Source: the annotation of a GenBank genome assembly
AUGUCCGACGACAACGACGGAGCGUCGGUGAGAUUGAAUCUUUCUGGGCCGACCGAGAUAUGCAUCAUCCGAUUGACCGCCACCGCGGUUUUCUCGCUUUUCCACACAGCUUUUUGUCGCCUCCUUCUCGUUCCAUAACCCCCUUUUCGAUCUUUCAGACGACCGUCGACUACACGCACUCGCAGCUCGAGUAAUAUCGCAUUUCGGUCGGAAAUUGCAAUUGCUUGUGGUUUCAGAUUGCUCGACGCCGAUUGCAAAACUGCGCUGCCAUUCGACGACGAUCUCUCGUUGAUUAGUAGGCAAGAACAGAGAGGAAUGAGAAGAAUAGCACAUUUGCAGAGGAGAUGGGACGUCGCGCGAAGGCGAAGAGACGCGCCGCGCGGAUUGCCGCCGACGUGGAGAGCGUGGUGACGGCCGUCAGUUCUCGAGCCACCGACGAGGAUGAGACUGAUUGCGAGGUACUCGUGCAUUCAAAAUUUGCAUGUUUUUUCAUGAAUCUACGCAAAAUCCUCAGAAAAUCGUUGCCAACCAAACAUUUCGCCCAAUUUGUGCUGCGCCUUUAAAGAAUACCGUGUCCUCGUGUAAUUUACACGAAUUUUGUUUCAAAAAAGGGUAAAAUUGUCGGAAUUUUGUGUCGAUUUACACGAUUGUCUGAAAAAAAUGGAAAAUUUAUCGUCCGCUCGUAAAUCGACACGAGAAUUCAGAAGUUUAGUGGCGAUUUACGAGCCUCUUUGAGUUUUCAGCCGCGUUUCUCUCAUUUUUGCGGUAUUGUAUUAGAGGCGCAGCAUGAAAAUUAAGAAUUCAGGUCCCGAGCAUCAAGCGCAAGGCGUCUCUGUCGAAAAUCCCGGUGCUCCAGAAGGACCACGCGGUCGCGAGAAGCUCUUCUUCUUCUUCUUCGUCGCAACUCGUCGACUCGGGAAGCGCGUCGAAGAUUCCGAGACCGAAAGCGCAUCUGGUGUACCUGAAGCCGAGAUCCGUCGAAACGGACACUGUGGAGUCGCUGUCCGAGAAGCCGAGUUUCACCGCCAGUGUAUGAAAUCUCUGGAAAAAUCAAUACCGUUCAAUGUUUCGAUGUUUUGUUCAGGACGGCUCGACGUUCAACCGCUCGAACUCGUCGUUCACCGAUCCGAAUCCGGCGACGAUGCCCGUCGAUCUUCCCUCGCUGCCCAAGUGCGACAUUCCGAGUGUAAGCACGCGAUGGCCUAACUUUUUCACGUCCCGCACGCUUUGCAGGAGUACGAGCCGAAGACGGAGGAAAUGAUGAAGGACGACGAGGAGGCGCUGAUCGUGGUGGCCGAGGCGAACGGCGUCGAAAUGAAACUGAACGUGUCUUCGAUGCUCGACGGACUCGCCGGACUCAAUCUCGUCGGUUUCAGAUUGCUCUGA